Messenger RNA from Acaulospora morrowiae, 234 nucleotides. NCBI's taxonomy places the organism in Eukaryota, Fungi, Glomeromycota, Glomeromycetes, Diversisporales, Acaulosporaceae. The record is from the annotation of a GenBank genome assembly.
AGGAUGUCACACGACGAAAUUUUUGUCGAACUCGAUUCCGAACUCUUUCAUCUCGGAACAGCGUGCAUACGACGGUGUAAUCGUUCAUCUGUCGUGGUUGCGCCCUCAUGGGAUGGUAUACAAGCAAAGCUUGAAAUCGUCAUAUCAUAUGGCAUUAUGCUUAAUGAGGACUCUUUAUCGCUUGAGAAGGGCAAAAGUAAACAAAAGACCGUUGAAUUACAUCACGACCUCUGA